This is a messenger RNA of Musa acuminata AAA Group (dessert banana), 666 nucleotides long. Its product is annotated as protein VERNALIZATION 3-like. The transcript has 4 exons. Lineage: Eukaryota; Viridiplantae; Streptophyta; Magnoliopsida; Zingiberales; Musaceae. The coding region runs from base 25 to 564 and encodes 179 amino acids. The record is from RefSeq and is a predicted model, not a curated record.
UCCUGGCAUUGAUGCUCACUCACCAUGAGUAGGGAGACUGAUCCACUGGUUGUGGGAAGGGUGGUCGGGGAUGUGUUGGAUCCAUUCGCGAGAAGCGUCGCCCUCAGCGUGAGGUAUGGCUCCAGGGAAGUCGCAAACGGGCGCGAGUUUAAGCCCUCGCAGGUGGUGAAUCAACCCAGGGUUGAUGUCGGAGGCAAUGACCUGAGGACCUUCUACACUCUCGUCAUGGUGGAUCCUGAUGCGCCAAGUCCGAGCAAUCCAACACUAAGAGAAUACUUGCACUGGCUGGUGACAGACAUCCCUGCAACCACUGGAUCAAGCUUUGGGCAAGAGACGAUGUGCUACGAGAAUCCACGGCCGAGCUCCGGGAUCCACCGCCUGGUGUUCGUGCUGUUCCAGCAGCUCGGCCGCGGCACGGUGUUCGCCCCCGUGUGGCGCCAAAACUUCAACACCAGGGAGUUCGCCGAGCUCUACAACCUCGGCUCCCCCGUCGCCGCCGUCUACUACAACUGCCAAAGGGAGGCCGGCUCCGGCGGUAGGCGCAUGUACCUCUUCCAGAACUAGAUUCUGAUGUCUCAUUUCGUACACCUCCUCCAUGCUAGUAUCAAUAAAGCCAUUGGAUUGCAUGCUUGGUGGUGAACUGGAAUCAAAUUAUCCCUUCUUUGU